Molecule: messenger RNA, 2623 nt
Organism: Sinocyclocheilus anshuiensis
Lineage: Eukaryota; Metazoa; Chordata; Actinopteri; Cypriniformes; Cyprinidae
Gene: rbm17
Product: RNA binding motif protein 17
Exons: 13
Coding region: 122-1375 (417 amino acids)
Biological process (GO): mRNA cis splicing, via spliceosome; alternative mRNA splicing, via spliceosome
Cellular component (GO): precatalytic spliceosome
Molecular function (GO): RNA binding
Source: RefSeq, a predicted model, not a curated record
CACAGGUGGUGAUGUCAUUCGUCCGCGACAUCACACUCGUAGCAUGUUAUGCUAACCGACAGUGCAAAGCGAGUAGAGGAGUUAUUUUCGUUAAAGAGUUUUUGGUUGGGAAGGAGGAAAAAUGUCUUUAUAUGAUGAUUUGGGGGUCGCAACAAGCGACACUAAAACAGAAGGGUGGUCUAAAAACUUCAAACUGCUUCAGUCUCAGUUGAAAGUGAAGAAAGCUGCAUUGACACAAGCAAAGACUCAGAGGACGAGACAGUCCAAUGUUCUAGCUCCGGUUAUUGAUCUGAAGAGAGGAAGUGCUGUAGAUGACAGGCAGAUCUCUGAUACACCUCCACACAUUGCUGCUGGAAUGAAGGACUCGACAUCGGUUGGGUUUUCAUCCGGAGAUGUGCUGAUUCCAUUGGCUGAUGAGUAUGACCCCAUGUUUCCCAACGACUAUGAGAAAGUGGUGAAGAGACACCGCGAAGAACGACAAAGACAGAGAGAACAGGAGCGUCAGAAAGAGAUUGAGGAGAGAGAGAAGAAGCGUAAAGAGAGGCACGAAGGAGGUGGAGCGCCAAGUGGAUUUUCACGUUUCCCAACAGAACAAGGCGAAUCAGAUGAGGAGGAGGAGUAUGACAGAGAAAAGAGGAAGAGGAGUAUAGGUGGAGCUGCCAUCGCCCCUCCGACAUCACUAGUGGAUCGAGACUCAACAUAUUUAUAUGAUGAAGAUGGUCAGCAGAGGUCGAAAGCAGCAAUCCCACCUCCCAUUUUUGAUGACUCUGAUAGACCACGAUCUCCCCCAGGACCAACUAAUUCAUUCCUGGCCAACAUGGGUGGUACUGUGGCUCAUAAAAUCAUGCAGAAGUAUGGAUUCCGAGAUGGGCAGGGCCUGGGAAAACACGAGCAGGGGUUGAGCACGGCGCUCUCAGUGGAGAAAACCAGCAAGCGUGGGGGCAAGAUUAUUAUUGGAGACUCAACGGAAAAGACAUCAGGAUCCAGUCAGAAUGUGGCUGAUCCACAAGGCUCUAAUUCAGCGGAUGCCUCAAAGAAAAAUGAGACCAACCCUCUUACAGAGAUUCUCAAAUGUCCUACAAAAGUGGUGUUGCUGCGGAACAUGGUUGGAAGGGGAGAAGUGGACGAAGACCUGGAAGCUGAGACUAAAGAAGAGUGUGAGAAAUAUGGCAAAGUCAUCAAGUGUGUCAUCUUUGAGAUCGCCGGUGUUUCUGACGAGGAUGCCGUCCGCAUUUUCCUGGAGUUCGAACGAGUCGAAUCGGCCAUUAAAGCUGUGGUGGAUCUGAAUGGGCGGUACUUUGGAGGUCGCGUGGUGAAGGCCUGUUUUUAUAACUUGGAUAGGUUCCGUGUUUUAGACCUGGGAGAUCAGGCGUGAGUGGGAGAUCCAGAACUGCACAACCAGGAAAGAAUAAACACCAGGAAGUCAUUUGUCUUUCUGUAAAUAGCACGAGUAAUUUUAUACACCCUUGUAAAACAUUAGCUUGCGUGCCCCUUUCCACAAUACGUUUUGUAAUGAAGAUUUCAUUUGAUCUUUUGCGAAUUGCUUCUAGUCUCUCUCUCACGUCAAAGUUAAAAAUAUCCUUUUGUCCUUGUGAUUAAGAUGUGAUGAAGAACCCAGCAAUAAAAAUGCGUUUGGGAGAGUAACUUUUAGGGUUGUUCUGUUUUAAAGGUAAAACGUGUUAACACUUUUUGAUAUCUCAGUUUAACGUGCAGAGAGUUAAGUAAGCCAUUUUUGGUUUUACUUUCUGAUAAUUGAGCACUGUGGUGCUUUCAAAACAUGGCUUAACCAAUGGCGUGAGGGACUAUUUGUUUAGCUCAACUAGAAAAAUUAGAAAAGGGUUGUUAGUAUUGAAAACUCAUUUUCUCCAGUAGUUACUACAUGGUUCUAAGAAACCAUUACAAGCUCAUGUUGAAUGGGGUGAUGAUGAUGGUAAUGAAUGAGUCCUGGUUCAUGGUUUAUAUAAUCAGACAUACAAGUCCCUGUGCGACUCUAGAAAGUAGGAAACCUACAUUCUUCUGUUGUGACAUAACAGCGACUCCCAUGAGCCCUCACUCUCUGAUCCACACACUAUUGAUAGACUUAAAGAAUGAUACUUUUUCGUAAUGUGUGUCUUGACCUGAGCAGAAAUUGGGUUUGGCGUGUUACUCAAUAAAAGGUGAUUUCAUAACAUGUAUUUUUUUUUUACAUAUCUGUAGGAUAUCUUAUUUGCAUAUGAAUGCAUCACCUAAAUAAUAGUUUGUGUGUUUUACCAGAUGUAUGUUAGGUGUAUGAUGGUUUAUGCGAAAUGUGUUAGACUGGGUCAGUGAUGGUGCGAUGUUCUGGUUUGGUGAGAAAGACGCACUUACGCAAGACGAAGGUGCUGGGGAAUAAAGAAAGAAUAGACUGAACUCCAUGAGGAUUCAUUUAAACAGAACAGAUCCUCAUCAAAUGACUUUAUAUGAACAGAGCAUCUGAAAUCUGGCAGAAAGCGGUUGAGCUGUUCAGGUCAAAAGUUCAGCGCUGGGUAUUGUGCUGGUACACUGUGUAAAAGUGUUUUUUUUUUGUGCUAUGGACAUAAAGGAUACCAUUAAUCGUGCAGCUUUUUGAAGCAAGAUAUACUAUUUAUACUGGCACAUAAUAAAA